This is a messenger RNA of Paramisgurnus dabryanus, 1894 nucleotides long. It is a transcript of the gene srpx, whose product is annotated as sushi-repeat containing protein X-linked. The record is from RefSeq and is a predicted model, not a curated record. Gene Ontology annotation, biological process: phagolysosome assembly. Lineage: Eukaryota; Metazoa; Chordata; Actinopteri; Cypriniformes; Cobitidae.
UCUACGGCAGGAGGCGGGUCUCGGGCUCGUGCUCUGACUUUAAUACAGGAAUGCACCGGAGGUCUCCAGCAGCUCCUGUACUUCCUAAAGAUGGACACCUGGAUGUGUGUUUAUGUGAUAGUGUUACUACUGUUGUCCGAGAGCUUCGCGUAUGACGGCUCUGGAUACUGGCCGUACACAGAUGAUGAAGAUGUGCGAUACACAGGUGUGCCAUGGUGCGCCCCGGUAAAGGUCAAACAUGGGCACGUCAGCUGCCAGACGCCACGUGGAGAGCGUUACAAGAACGUACUGGGAACCCGGUGCAAGAUCCGAUGUAAGACGGGCUAUGAGAUGCACGGCAGCAGCGAGAUCUUAUGCAUGAACAGCAAGCAGUGGUCAGGAAACUACGCUUGCAGAGAGGUCCGCUGUCCUAAACUGACCAUGCCGUCUAAUGGAGGAUAUAAGUGUUCGGACGGGUCUUACUUUAACUCACGCUGUCAGUUCUUCUGCUCGCCGGGGUACACCAUGCGUGGAGACCACAGCGUCACCUGCCAGAGUAGCAGAACGUGGAGCGGGGGCAACAGUGUGUGUCUGGACAUGGAUCCUCCUGCUAUUAAGUGUCCUAAUGUAAAGGAGAAGACAGCUGAACCUGGAAAACUGACAGCCAAGGUCACAUGGGACACGCCAGAGGGCAAAGACACAGCAGAUGGCAUCUUAACAGAUGUUGCAUUGAAAGGAAAGCCUCCAGGCACUCACUUCCCAGAAGGGAAUCAUAAAUUAUCUUACACUGUUUUUGACCGGGCUGGGAACAAAGCGACCUGCCGAUUCAAUGUCCGAGUGAAAGUGCGUCGCUGUACUCCUCUCUCUAUCCCUGACAACGGCUGGAUGAAAUGCGACAGCGCGGGUGAUAAUUACGGGGCCACGUGCGAAUUUCGCUGUCUGGGUGGUUAUGAGCUGAGGGGAAGCGCUGCCAGGGUCUGUCAGUUUAACAUGGAGUGGUCUGGCCUGGAGACUUCAUGUGUUGCAAUGAAUAUUAAUGUUGGUGUGAGGUCCGCUGCCGCUCUAUUGGAUCAGUUCUAUGAGAAACGGCGACUUUUGAUAAUCUCCGCCCCCUCGGCUGCCAAUCACUACUACAGAUUCCAAAUGACAAAUUUACAGCAUGCACAGUGUGGUCUGGACCUGAGACAUGUGACGGUGAUCGAACUGGUGGGGGUGUAUCCAGCUCAGAUUGGUCGUAUCAGGCAUAGACUUAUUCCUCCAGGAUUGUCCCUACAACUCAGGUUGCUACUCCAGCUGUCUCAGAACUCAUUUAACAUGGUUCUGCUGGAUAAACAGGGUGUGGAUAAGCAGCGCUACACUUUCCCAAUCACAGCAGCAGAGAUCUUUACCACCAUCGAUACCCUUCCUCUGCGUACCGAGGAGGCCUUGCUACAGAAAGAGGCUGGACACAACUGCUAGAUACACACACAAACAAACGACAUUCUGCAUCAUUUAUAAGCUUGUUUACCCAUGGGGAUCUCAAUUUAGGUCCCCAAGGUGACACAAGUCCUCACGAGUCUGUGUGCAUUCAGGUUGAAAUCCCCCACCAGGAUACAAAAACAAGUAUACACGCACACAUACAGUUUUUGAUUUUUUUUCUACUGGGUACAAAGCUGAGAGUGUCUGGAGCUCCUAAAUCUGAUCACACAUUGAAAACAUAAACAAAUACACAUGCAUUUGUAUAAACACAUUUGUAUAAACAAACACACAUUUUUAAAAUCGAAUGCAUGAGUGAGUCUCUGUUGUUGUCUUUUUUUAUAAUGCUCUGCUCUAUUAUAUGUCUUAUGUCUCUAUUUAUGUCAAAGUGGAGAGUCUGCAUCUCUCAAGAAAUACUGCCAAUGUUAUGUUAAAGUAAUAAAGGCUUUUUAAUGAUUGA